CGCGCCGAGAAGAACAACCCCCCGCACGGUCACCGACACCCGGACGAGCACGAUCGCGUCCCCCCGGCCCUCGGAGCUCUCCUGCCGGCGUCGCUCUCCGCCCCCUCGCCGUCCCUUCGGGUUUCCUCUGCGGAAGAUCGGACAGCGAUGUGAAGCUUAAAGGAAUGGAAACAAAGGCGUCUACCUUCAUGCGGCGUCCCCGCGGGGCCGAUUCCGCCGCCUGCGCGUAGACCCGAGGCGGCGAUGGAGUCGGCCGAUGACCUGAACCUCUCCUUCCUGCUGGAGCACGAGCGAGACAGCAUCCUGAAGGUGCUGCAGAAGGACGAGAAGCUGAGGAAGCGAGAGGAGAAGAGGAUACGGAAGUUGAAGAACGAGCUGCUGGAGAUCAAACGCAAAGGCUCCCGGCCGCCGCGGGAGUCGGCGGAGCGUCGGUGCGCUCGCUGCGUCAAGACGCUGGGGCUAAUCUUCGACCGCGGCGAGCUAUGCGACGAGUGCCAGCUGCGCGUGUGCAGCGAGUGCCGCGUCUCCACUCCCAAGCGCCGCCGGUGGAGGUGUAACGUGUGCGCGAAGGUCUCGGAGUUGAAGGUGGUGACGGGCGAGUGGUUCCUGGAGGAGCGAUCGAAGCGUUUUGAGCACAAACUGUUGAGCAGUGACGUGGUUAAGCAAACAAUCCUGAGGAGCCCGACGGGUGAGUUUGACUCACGCGCUCGGCGCCGUGUCGGGCCUUUUCGAAACCGCCGCAUCCGUCCUCCGUGUGUUCGAUCCCAAGCCGCGGAGGAUGGAAAGUCCCCGGAGAGGUUGACGCUCCGUCCUGCGGCGGGGACGUCCGAGACGCCAAAAUCCAGCAGGGCUUCCAAACGUGUUGUGGAUGGACUGAGAAAGAGAGGAAGGAUCAGGAUGGAUAAAGUGGGCAGCAGACACUUGAGGUCAGAAAACGGCGUCGGCGGCCUCAACGUCAAAUCCGCUUCGGACGGAGACGCUCGCAGCGUGCGAAGCGUUCGCUCCGCUCCGGAUUAUCAUACAAACAGCAAAGUCACUUCGGCGUUGGACCCCUCCGGCACGCCGACCGCGCUCAACAACCGACGUUCCAAAACUCCCGACAGAUAUUCCGCCGCCAGCAGCAACCGGAGGGUCAGGCCGGACGGAGCCGAGAGCGUUUGCAGCUUCCACUCCAGCGGCAGCGCGCCUGAGAAGAAAGCCUCAGGGAAUCACGGGAGAGGCGACGGUGCUCCGACCAUUUCCGUGUCCCGGGCUUCGGUGUCAUCAGAUCACAGUCGCUCCGAGAUGGACCUAUCGGCCGCGAGUUCAGAACACAGUGACGACACCUUCAGCAUCAGAAGCCGCUCUGUGCCCGGCCUCAAUGAGGCAGAGUUCUCCGACCAGGAGGCCGAGGAAGACAUCGACGCCCUGAUGUCGGCCCACGGCCAGACGGCCGGACGCCGCCUCGGCAACGCCGUGUCCACGUCUUCCCCUCCUGCCUCAGAGAGGAGGUGGGCCUUCCUCAAUGUCCCCGACUCAGACGCUGAGACAAGUAGCAUCAGCAGCAUGAUGAGCAUGUACAGCGAGACGGGCGACUACGGCAACGCCCGCAUCAGCGGCGAGAUCCUGUUGAACAUCAGCUACAGCUACAAGACGGGCGCCCUCAACGUGCUGGUCAAAGAGUGUCGCAAUCUGGCCACGGGGGACGAGAGGAGGCAACGCACUGACGCGUACGUGAAGUCGUACCUGCUGCCGGACAUGUCGCGCCAGAGCAAGAGGAAGACGAGCAUCAAGGCCAAGAGCAUCAAUCCUGUUUUUAACGAGAACCUGAGGUAUGUGAUCAGCCACUCGCAGCUGGAAACGCGCACCCUCCAAGUGUCGGUGUGGCACCACGACCGCUUCGGGCACAACAGCUUCCUCGGAGAAGUGGAGCUGACGUUUGACUCCUGGGAGUUCGAUUCCCAAUUAGAUGAGUGGUUCGCUCUGCAGCCCAAGCUGGAGAACAGCACGGAGGCCACCAUGCAGUACAAAGGAGAACUGACCGUGGUAUUGAAGUACAUUCCUGCGGAGAAGAACCUCAUGCUGCCUCUGGACCAAGUACAAGUCAAGAAAGGCUUCCUGAAAGGCAAGAAGAAGAGCACCUUCACACCACCCAAAGGGGGCAUGGUUGAGCUGCUCGUCAAGGGGGCCAAAAAUUUAACUGCUGUCAAGUCCGGAGGAACGUCGGAUCCUUUCGUCAAAGGUUACCUCCUGCCGGACAGCAAGAAGUCCACUAAGCACAAGACGGCGGUGGAGCGUCGCACGGUGAACCCGCAGUGGAACCACACUUUCACCUACUGCGGUCUGCAGCCAGGAGACCUCGACAACGUGUGUCUGGAGCUCACCGUGUGGGACAAGGAGGCCCUGGCCAGCAAUGUCUUCCUGGGCGGAGUCAGGCUGGGGGCUGGAACAGGCACAAGUUACGGGAACGAGGUGGACUGGAUGGACUCGUACGGGGAGGAGCGGCGACUGUGGCAGCGCAUGAUCGAAAAUCCAGAAGCGCCCCAGGAGUGUACGCUCAUGCUGAGGUCCAGCAUGCGCAAGUGCACCACAUGCACCGCAUGAGCCCGGAUGGAUUACAAACACGAGACGUGUUUCCAGACAGGCAGUACAGUACAGCUCGGGAGAGUAAAACGCCAUCCGGCUUGUAUUUGGACCCUGUUGUACCACUCGGUUUCGUCUGGGAACCAAACACGAGUCUUUCGCACUGAGAUCUCGCAAACAUUAUUUUUUUUUUUUCCCAAGCAGAACCCGUGGAAGGCAGGUUAUUGCCGCAUCUGUGUGCCCUUCCCACACUGCAAAAACUGGGCUUCAUUUAAGCAACGUUAUCUGCCAAUCGAAGAGGAAAACUUCACUACGUAGCUAGCCUCAAAAACCUCCCGUGAUGUCUUAAAACUAGCGCAUUUGUACUACAGUAUCCUGAUGGGACAAGCUGAAAGUCGCAGCAACAAUUUAGAAUGAUAUAAAUGUGUUUCAUAUUGUCCCAUCGGGGGUCUUUAUUUUUUAUAUUUUGCCUUCAUUUCAGAGAUUCAUUGUUGUUUCGAGUUUAGUUUUUGCUGUGUGGAUGUGUGACAACAUCAGAGCCCUAACAGAAGAACCUGGGAUCGAUCCGCCUUUGCCUUUUCUGCAUUAACCACUAAAGGUGGAAUAUUGCCGCAACUAUGCGCGACAGAUUUAGAUGUGUGACGAGAUCAGCACAAAGUGGCGCAUCGGCACCAUAACAGAAGAAAGUAUUUUUCUGUCUACGCCAUUUACCCAAAACCCAGCAAGGCGGGAUGCUAAUUUUUUUAUUUUUUUUCCCUUGGAGUCUCUUUCACGCACAGAUCUCGCUAAAUUGCUCUGCUGGCUGUUACAGCGCUGAGACUACCUCAGAACACAGAACUACACUGAACAGCAAGACGAGGGAAAAAAAAAAUCAUUUGUAACAUGUAGCUAACUAUGGCUGACAGACUUUUUUUUUUUUUUUUUUUUUUUUUUUAAUAAAUGCAAGACAUGAGUCAAAGCACUGACAAAUGGUAGCGAAGACACCCCCCGUGAGCACGCCACCUCUGCUUUGAAGCACAUACUUGCAAGUACAAUGAGUGAACGUGUCUGUUUUAUCAUCGCUUCGGAGUGAUUUUUCACCGUUGGGCUAGAGAACGGCAUUCUCUAUCGCUAGCAAGCUAGCUUUCCAUUUCCAAGAAGCUCUUUAACACAAUAGCAAAGCACCUACGGCAAAUGCAAAUACAGUGGUACCUUGACUUACCAGUGCCCCAACUGUUUUUUUGUUUUUUUUUAGUAAUGAGUAAUUGCUUGGUGGAUUAUUAUUAUUAUUCUUGGGUUCAAGCUUCAAAUACGUUGCUGCUCAAGUGAAGUGAAAAAUAAUAAUGGUCGUAAUGCCCUCACAUGUGGACAAUGAGAGCAGCAUUAGCCGAGGAACUUGCAGCUGUUGAUUGGAUGGGACAAACUGUCAAACACACAAAAACGAGGGGCAGUCAAAAAGUAAUGAGGCCAAUUGAAUUUCACCUACUAACAAUUGUUCCCCCCCCCCCCCCCCCUGAAAUAUCCACAGUUUGUAGUUUAAAUACUUGUUUGGAAGUUUAUUUAAAAAAAAAAAAGUUUCUUCCUGUCAGCCAUUUUUGGAACUGAUGUCAUUGGUGGAUGCCCGUCACAAGCAGAGAGCGGUGAUUGGACAUCUCGCUUUGGAUGUGGAAGCCCUACUAAACCUUUUCAAAAGGUUACUAAAUGUGAAUGAGGGAAGCUGCAGGAGGCUACAGCACAGUCAAAAAGUGGGUGUCCAGGAUCAAAGGCCUCCGUGACCAUCUUCGGCAGUUAAUCGUGGGACUCGCGUGAUGGUCGAGAGUCACCGUUUGUCCAUCCCUCAUCCCCCCUGAAUUAAACUCGUGUGUCAAGGUACAGCCGCUACACGUUUGGUAGUCGUAGAUGCAUCGGACGUUCGGUUGACGUGUCGUCGUCGUGAGCAUCUCAGCAUGCUAAUGUUAGCAUUUAGCUCAAAGCACCACCGUGCCUAUAAAGCACAAGCUCACACUGCGGAGUCUCGCCGGCAUGAUUUUGUCUCUCCUCGACCUUUAGAUUCAAUAGAUCAUUGAUCAAUAUUUCUUUGAGGACAUUCCAUGCCUGCUUUGGAAAAACAAACAAUAUCUGGUAAAAGUAAGUACCUGACUUAAUCCAGCGUCGACGUAAAUGUAGAUAACACUGUAUCAGUGUGACCAAUUAGCUGCAUGCUCGUAGAGGGAAACACGAACAAAAGAGCACACGGGAAGUUGAGCACUGAUAAACCACAUCGUCGGAGGACUGUGAUGGCGACGCUUCCAUCUGAGAGGGCUCGCUGGCCACUUACAAAAAAAAACAUGGCGCCGAAUGAACCCCGUACAAGCGUUUUACAAUGAUUAUAACGGAUGCCAGUAUGUGCGCGGGCGCGUGAUAGCAUACCAUUCCUGCACUACUAUUAAUAAUAAAUGUACGACAUGAUUUUAGAUGACAAGCUCAUGCAAUACCAGACUGCCGACUUUUGAUGUACAGCAUGUGUUAGCUUGUGUGUCUGGUUUCUAAUGUGUCUAAACCUAUUUCAUCCCAUUGCAAAAAUAUUUUGAAAAUAAACAAUAAAAACCAUUACAGCGAUUGCUUGGCUCACUACGUUGGUAUUAAGACUAUAAGACGAAAUGAAAUCUUGGAUAUUUAAACGCCGCAUGCCCGAUUUUGUUUUCGUUAUCAAAGUCAAGAAAAGAACAAAAUGUGUGUUUUGUUCGGGACGUUUGAGUUAUUUAGUUUCCACGACACAAGCAUGUUCAGAAAUGCUGAACUCCCAGCCUGCGGUGUCGUUUAGAGUGAAACUGUAACGUUCUUAUCUUUUUGAGACACAAGCUCAAUCAGUCCUGGUAUGGAAAAAGGAGUUUAAAAAAAAAAAAAAAAAAGCACUUGACAUUUGUUUGAUUAAUUGACUGAGAAUAUUCCCCAUAGUUGAUCAAGAAAAAUGUGUUCCCACAUUC
Molecule: messenger RNA, 5507 nt
Organism: Phycodurus eques (leafy seadragon)
Lineage: Eukaryota; Metazoa; Chordata; Actinopteri; Syngnathiformes; Syngnathidae
Gene: sytl5
Product: synaptotagmin-like 5
Exons: 17
Coding region: 244-2583 (779 amino acids)
Biological process (GO): exocytosis; intracellular protein transport
Cellular component (GO): exocytic vesicle; plasma membrane
Molecular function (GO): small GTPase binding; phospholipid binding; neurexin family protein binding
Source: RefSeq, a predicted model, not a curated record